Molecule: messenger RNA, 677 nt
Organism: Ilex paraguariensis (yerba mate)
Lineage: Eukaryota; Viridiplantae; Streptophyta; Magnoliopsida; Aquifoliales; Aquifoliaceae
Source: the annotation of a GenBank genome assembly
GAGAGAGAGAGAGAGAGAGAGAAUCAAUGGCGACUUCGAAGCUCCAGGCUAUCUGGAACCACCCGGCUGGCCCUAAAACCAUCCACUUUUGGGCACCAACUUUCAAGUGGGGCAUCAGCAUAGCCAAUGUUGCAGACUUUGCUAAACCACCUGAGAAACUUUCAUAUCCCCAGCAAAUAGCGGUUACAGCCACUGGAGUUAUCUGGUCACGCUACAGCCUGGUAAUCAAUCCGAAAAACUGGAACUUGUUUAGCGUAAAUAUAGCAAUGGCAGGGACAGGCAUCUACCAACUUUCACGAAAAAUACAGCAUGACUAUUUCAAUGAGGAACACGUUGCUGUUGCAAAAGAAUGAUGACGAAAAUCUCCGAAAAUUGUUUGGCUAUGUUGAGGUACCCAGUUUGCUUCCUUGGCUCACGGUUGAACCAAGUUCUGGGAUGUAAAAUUUGUGCUUUCUCUAGAAGAAGCUUUAUGGUUUUCCCUUUCUGUGAUGAUUUUAUUUGUCCUGUGGGUGUUGAAUCGUGGAAUGUUAUUCUGCUAUUUAAGAGUCAAUAAUAUGAACUUUGAUGUAGUCGGAAUGUCGAUCACAUUCUUUCCCUUCAAUGAAGAUUUAAUGACUUGUUCUCGUUCUCUGGGAAUGGCUUCACCAUGUCUUCCAAGAAAACCAGCUGUAUAAUAU